GAACGUCUGCAACAGGUCCUGGAAGCGGACAUGAGACUGCGCGCGGCGCAGCCGAUGGCUGUAGAGGAGGCGACAGUUGUAUGUUGCAUAUUGAGCGCCGAUCCUGCCCGGUCCUUGGAGGGAGAAAACUUGCCGGAUGCAUUGCCACUCGUGUUGCGACCAUCUUUUCAGAACGAUCUCAUGCGUUGGGACAAACUUCUCUCCUGCCCAGACACCAAGGUCUACAUCUUCAAGAUGACCCAAGCCGACCUGGAGGCCAACAUCUUCGCUCCUCCUCAGAAGGCGCCACCGACGCAGGAUCAUCAGGUGGACAUCCUCUCCAGGCUGGUGCUCAAACACGAGGAGGCCCUGGCCGAGAUCCGGAAGGAUACGGGCUACAUCAUGUUUUUCCGUCAGGACGACAAGUCGAUCCUCCCCAACCUGAUGGAGGUGGCGAAACAGUGGCGAGCCAAGGUCUCCCACCCGACAGAGGACUCGGGGAUUGCUUCCCCGCUUCGCACAGUGCUGAUCAACUGCCUGUUGAAGGAACUCCUCCACAGGACCCAACGCGUGGUGUCUACGGAAACGGGCCGAGAGGACCUCAAGAAAAUCGGCUGGUUGGAUCAGAACGAUUACUGGGUUUAUCUCAAGUGGAGCUCCCAGCAGCGACGCUUGAUAGUGGACUCCACGCGGGCCCCCUUGACCCACGACGAGAUGAUCAGAAUCAUUACGGACUUGCAGGCGUGUAUGACAGGCGAGAUCAUUCACCACUUCAAAUCCAAAGCACCGAUGUGGCGGAUCGAAGAAGAAGGUCAUGCACAGGCGACCUUCGACCUGGGCAUCUCAUUGAGAAGCUCCACGGCCGACGAUGUGCAUCACAACUUCGGCAAGAUCAUGGGGAACUCAGUCACCAGUCUGAUUGGAAUGUCCAUGAAAAAGGACAACCGACCGCGCCAACCGCAAGCCGUGCAGCUGGCCCAGCUUGUCUACUCAGGACCUGACAUACAAUCCUUAAUCCAACGCUGGCACCAGCAAUCCUCUGUGUAUGCCAUGCAUGCCUACAUCAUUCCGAAAGAGCUGCUCCUUCCUUGCUUGCUUUGGGGGCACCGGGACUUUGGAUGUGCGGUGGGUCACUACCGAACUCUAGUGAGCGCGGGGUCAGACUACUGGAUCCUCGAUGAUGCCAGAGCCGCCGAAAGAGCAGAUGAAGAUCAGCUCGAGAUCAUGGCCACUCCAGCGACGUCCCAGCUGCAACUGAAGCAAAGCGUCUUGCGAGUGGAACACGACCUUCAUCUUUUGCGUCUACAGUUCCACACCAGAGAUGCCCAGCUGGAAAUGCUCCAGCAGAGCAUGGACAUGCAGAUGAAGCUGUUAACUGACAUCCAACUCCAGCUUCAGCAUCUCACCAACUACGCCCAGAUGCAGCCAACGAUUACAGCGCUCAAGACAACUCCUCAAGCUGUACAGCUGGAGAUGCUGGACGACUGA
Symbiodinium necroappetens is the source of this 1467-nucleotide messenger RNA. The record is from the annotation of a GenBank genome assembly. Lineage: Eukaryota; Dinophyceae; Suessiales; Symbiodiniaceae.